CCCUACUGCUCGUUCGCCAGUUCCGGUCACGUUGCUGGGUGUUUACGCCUGGAGGCAGCCCGGGACCCCCCUUCGGCGCCCCAGAGCCCCCGGAGCCCCGACCCCACCGCCCCGCAGCCUCGAAGCAGCUGAUGGCGCCGCAGCCCGGGCGGGCGCUGCGGAACCCGGGGCGCAGCUAGCGUGGGGAAGAAGAGCUCCUCCCCGCACCCAGCCCGCGGACCCGGGCUCCUCUGGCCUGUCGCUCCCGCAGGUCCUGAAGGUGAGUCCCAGGCCUGGGUUGCCAUGGAUACCGUGUCCCUAGAGCAUCAGAUCCAGAGCGUGCAACGCCACAUCAGCUUCCUGAAAAAAGAGCAGAUGGCCCUGCUGCGAGACCUGCACCUGGAAAUCCUGAGGCUGCAGAAACGCUGCUCAGAACUGACCCGUGACCUGGAGAUGAGAGAGGCCCAAUCUCACCAGCAAGAGGAGGCGUCCCGGGAGCUGGAGAGCAAGUGCCGCGCGCUGGAGUCGCAGCUGGCGGCGCGGGCGGCGGCCAACUCCGAGCUGCGGCGGGAGGUGGCGCAGCGCGAGGCGCUGGUGUCGGCGCUGCGCUGCAGCCUGCGCGCCGAGGAGCGCCGCUUCCUGGAGGAGCUGCGCCGCCGCAGCCACCGCGCCACCGUGCUGGGCACCGAGCUGCAGAAGCACACCGAGGCGGCCGCCUACCUCUCCUGCCAGCUGCACGCGGCGCGCCAGAGACUGCAGACCCCGCGCCCCGGCCCGGGCGCCGCCGCCGAGCCCCGGCCCCGCCGGCGCGCACAGCGGGCUCGCCGCCCGCCGGCCACGGAGGCCGCCGCCAAGGGCCCCGGCCGGGACUGGGCCGCCUGGGACCGCGCGGCCUGCGCCCUGGACGACGCCGAGCCCAUGCCCGACCCAGCGCUCUUCCUCUGUGCCCGGAGGCCCCCGCGGCCCAGCGGCCGCAGCCCGCGCCAGCCGCCUCCCCUGGAGCCCCCGGACCUAGCCUACCCGCCCGCUGCGCCCAGUGCGCCCGGGGCCCCGGAGUAGGCGCGGGGUAGGCGGGGCGUCGGGGAGGGAGGGCGGGAGGCCGGCCCCCGGCUAGAAACUCGGCCCCGGCUAGAAACGCGGUCCGGGGGCUGGGAAGGGCGAGGAAGCCGGUCCGGUUCCAGGGAUCCAGCUGAGGCAGCCCCGCUCCCUCCAUCCCUUCCAACCGCCCCGCCUUUUGUAUUUCCCAACGUUUCCGAAGCUUCGAGCUCCCCCCUCCCGCGAAGGAGUUCCUCCGCGGGGCUCAGCGAGCGCGCCCUCUCUGUACAGGACUCGCAAUAUUGCUCCUCCUCUGGUCCCCACCCUGCCGCUGGGAGGGGAGGGGGCGAGGGUCACCCCGUCCCGGAAAGCUGACAAUCGUUUGGCCCCGGGGGAAGGCUGGGCUGGUCUAUGUAAGGAACCCGAGUGGCACUUAUCACCCCUAUGCCUUCCAGCUCCAUCCUCCCCACCCCGCGGCCUCCCCAGCCCCGCACGGCUGUCCUUCCCUCCAAGCCUUCCAACUAGGAGAGGCUCGGGUUCAGGGGCUACCGGCUGGACCUUUUCCUCGGAGCCGCUUCUCCUCCCCGAUCCCGCUGGUAGGUCCGUACAGGUGAGCACCUAACGCUUUAGAAGACACCUCCUCCCAGAGUCUCUGGUGGGGACGCAUGGCCGAGGGAAGUUUGCACUUCUGGCAGGCGGCACCCACAGACCCUUAGGAUUAGGAUGGGUUUGGCGGCAGAGCCCCGUCUAGCGCUGUCUCCAGCGUGGUCCUCCACAGGAUGCCCACUGAGGGGUGUAGACUGGGGGCUGCCCUGGGGAAGCCAGGGACAGCCAGACCUAUGGAGGGGCAGAAACUGCCUUCAGGAGGUAGCUGGGGACCUGAGGCGCCCUGGGCCCUGGGAGGUUCCUGGUCCUGUUUAUUGGUGCUAAUUUUGCCCAGCUUCUUGGAAGUGGCAGUUGAUAGAUGUUUGGGUUUGCUGGGGAGGAAGUCCCCAGCCGGCCCCUCCAGGGAGGCCUCCAGUGCUAUCAGACCUGGCCGUGGUGUGGCGUCAGGGACCUUCUGUCUAGGGUGCGGAGUGGCGCCAUAGAGAGUGGAAUGCCCCACCUGCUCCCUGCCUUUCUCCCCUGCCCGCUCUCAAGACCAAAGGCAGUUUCCAGCCCAGCUCGUUGCUCUCACCCCAAGCCCAGCCUGGAAAGAAAAACCUCUAGAGCCACCACCCCAAGCCAUCCUUCCUCUGUCCUGGGUCCUAAGUGCCUGUGAGGUCUUCCGGGGACUGCAGAGGGGGGCGCAUGUGGCAGAGAGGCCUUUGCCUCACUCACACCCCAUCCUGGCAGAGCCUGGCCCUGCCUGAGGCCCAGCAUUGUGUGUGUUUACCCAGGGAGCCAUGACAGAGAGCAGAGCCAAUCUUCUUUUUUAAAAAUAUAUCUUUACUGAUUUCAGAGAGGAAGGGAGAGAGAGGUAGAAACAUCAAUGAUGAGAGAGUCAUUGAUCAGCUGCCUCCUGCACGCCCCCUACUGGGGAUGGAACCCGGACCCGUCAGUCCCCCGGCCGAUGCUCUAGCCACUGAGCCAAACCAGCCAGGGCGAGCAGAGCUCAUCUCUAGGGGAGAUGCAUGCUUCUGUCAUCACAGGCCCCUUGAAGAAGAGGAAGGCCCCAAUCAUAUCCUCUUCCACUCCAUAUUGGAGGGAGUGGGAGACCAGCAGGAAGCAAAGCCCGUGAGCACACUCCCAGCCCACACGGACACAGCGCCCUCCCCAGCCCACCACACUGGGAUCCGCUGGGACCACAGCAAUAACCAGCCUGGUCUAGGUGUGCAGCCUCUGGGACGCAGAGGCCACGGUGUGGGCACUGGGACAGACAGUGCUCUCCCGUCUCACUCGGGUCCCAGCAGUGGCCUAGGGUCCUUGCUCUGCCUGCCCUUGUCCCUCCCCUCCCCAGCCUCUGUGCUUGUGCCUCUGCCCUCCGUGUCUCCCCUCGAGUGUGUGACUCGAUGUUCCCUCAUGCCCUCACCUCCCUUUCACGGGUGACUGUGAAGGAGGCCUCUCCUCUCUCGGCUGCACCCACUUGCAGGAGCCAGAGGACUGUGGAGAGGAGGGAAAGGGUGCCUUUCUGGAGGUGCCCCCCCAAACCUCCAUCUUCCACAACCACACUUCUGGGGUGAACAGGGUGACUUUGUUGCGUCGAUUCUUCUAGAGAUGGUGAAAUACUUUGUCCGUCCACCCACCCACUGAAAGCCAUAGCUUCCCCACCCUGCCUCCCCCCGACCCAGCUCUAUAGCAAUAGCCCUCUUCCCCCUUCCCUCCUGAACCCAAGGUGUCUAUCUGGGGAUCCCUAUCAGCCCUCCCCCCUGGGAUCCUCAGGUGACCUGCCUGCCUCUCCCCAAGGGACCCCCAUCAGCAACUUCCCACUCCUGUCCCUCUUCUAACAAGCAGAAAUAAUGACACUUAAUUGUUUGUGGGGGUGCUUGGAGAUCCCCCAGAUGAAAGGUUCUGAGUGCUGGGGCGGCUGACUCAACUCUCAGCCUGGGAAAGGAAAUAAGACAACCCUUCCCACUCCACUCAGCAAGCUGGAGGAGGGGCUGAGGCAGACACAGGGUUCCAAUUUUAACACAUUCCCUUUCCCCUCCCUCUCCUGGGCUAGAGACUUCCCUCCAUCUCUAGGCCCUGCCCUGGGUUUGGAACAAAACCCUCAGGGCAGCCGAGUGCGACUAGAAUCAGUGGCCUGCCCUUGGCUUCAAGGCGCCAAAGCUCAGCCUUGGGGCCUGGGAGAGGCCCUACCCUCAGCUUCUGGCCCUCCCCAUCCUCUAGCCUGGGGGACCCACCCUGCCAAAGGAAGACCCCCUCCUGCCAACCCCUGGAAUGCAUAGGUGACUAGAGGGGAAAGGAUCCUGUCUUCUCCCCUCUUCCUUACUGGGGGAGGAGCGUGUUGACAUGGACAGUCAGGGGCCCUACUGGGAGCUGCAGCCACUCCCCAAGAAUGGAGGGGCCCAGGAAGGAGGACUGCAGUAUGAGCAUCUGUACCCCUGCCUCCCCAUCUCCUCCCCGCAGUGGCCUGCAGUUUGGGGAGUCAGUUCAAGGCUGAAAUGGGGUGCGCCUUCCCCAAAUAAGCAGCAGAGUGGAGGCCUCCUUGUGGAGAGGAAGGAGGCCAGGGGUGUGGAGGAGCAUCUCAGGGCAGAGAGCUGGGGAUCUCAGCACUGGUCACUGAGGUGCCAGCCUUGACUGGGGGACGGGCAGGGCACAGGCUUCCUGCUCCAAACUCUGUUGGCUGUGCUUUUUAAUCCAAUGCUUUUCAGAGUGUAUUCACUCACCCACAGAAAUAGAGCCCUGUGCUUUAGGGGUGACUGUCAUAUGCCUUAUUCUUAAUAAAAUAUCUGAAAAAU
Molecule: messenger RNA, 4394 nt
Organism: Myotis daubentonii (Daubenton's bat)
Lineage: Eukaryota; Metazoa; Chordata; Mammalia; Chiroptera; Vespertilionidae
Gene: CCDC92B
Product: coiled-coil domain containing 92B
Source: RefSeq, a predicted model, not a curated record